Messenger RNA from Achroia grisella, 2157 nucleotides. RefSeq lists its product as uncharacterized. Gene Ontology annotation, molecular function: catalytic activity. The record is from RefSeq and is a predicted model, not a curated record. Bases 1 to 2157 code for a protein of 718 amino acids. NCBI's taxonomy places the organism in Eukaryota, Metazoa, Arthropoda, Insecta, Lepidoptera, Pyralidae. The transcript is spliced from 3 exons.
AUGCGCCCGGACACUAAGAGUGAUAAGGACAUUAUAGUGAGGCGCACUGUGGUUUCGAACGAAGAUGCACCUGCGCGUGCGGCUGCGCGUAGUUCAUUGACUCCAGACCGUAAACAGCUGUCGGAUUUAUUGCGCGACGGUAGUGAAUGGAAAAAAGAGAUUCGUAGUGAAGAAUGGACUAAAGUACAGAGGAAACGUUAUCGAAAUCGUUUCAUUGGCUUGAAAGGUAAAGCGGAGAUUCUUCCUAAUUGUACUUUUAAAGCGGCAGAUGAGACAUGGCUGUUACCACAUGAACUAGCGGUACUGGGGACUGUGGAUAAUAAUUUUGGUUAUUUUGGCAAAUCUGCCGUUGAUAUGUCACAAAUUAUUAAGGGAAUAUUAAGAGGUAGACCCUUUGGUGGAGUAGCACUCUUAUGGAGAAAAUCGAUAUUUACAUCUGUCUCUGUUAUUCCGUGUUUGAGUGAUCGUAUCGCUGCCAUUAAAAUUACAGUCAGUGAACGCACUAUGUUGUUUUUUAGUAUAUACAUGCCUACGAAUACUCCUGAUAAUUUUGUUGAAUUUUGUAAUUGCCUGAGUGAAGUAGCAGCAAUCGUCGAAAGUUCAGGUACCGAAAAUAUAUAUAUUAUGGGAGAUUUUAAUGCGCAUCCCGGUGAAUUAUUUGAAACGGAAUUAUUAAAUUUUUGUAAUGAACAACAAUGGAGUUGUGCCGACUAUGUUAUGUUAGGAAGGUUCUCUGGCACGUUUUCGUUCAUCAGUGAUGUAUGUGGAAGUAAACGUUGGUUGGACCAUUGUAUUGUAACUGAAGCGGCAUUAAGAACCGUUUGUGAUGUGGAGAUUUAUGAGGAUGUAUAUUGGUCUGAUCACUUCCCGCUUGUAGUGCAUAUUAACUUGGGUAUAGUAGCUAUGAAUACCUCUGUAAAAUACCAAGACUGGCAAAGAGAUCCGGCUAUAUGGGGUACACGAGAAGUGACGCAGGUAGAUAAUUAUUUUCGAUUGUGUACAGAAAGUCUUAGUGCUUUAAAUGUUCCUUUCGAUGUUAGUCAGUGUGGUGACAGCUUAUGUUGCAACGAAGGACAUAGACAGUCAAUUGAUAUUUUCUAUAAUAAUAUGAUUUCAUUAAUUCGAAAAGCGGCUAUCCUUAGUGGCAACUCAGAAAAAAGCGUAUGGAGAAGGCAUGCUGUGCCUGGCUGGAAUAAAUAUGUUAGGGACGCUCAUAGGCAGGCGAGGCAGGCUUUUAUUAACUGGAAGUUCUAUGGAGAGCCACGAUGCGGGCCUCUGUAUGUAACUAUGAGGGAAAAAGGUAAAACAUUUAAAGAAAAAUUAAAAUUUUGUCAAAAUAAUGCGGAACAAAUUAAGUUGGAUAUUUUAGGCGCAGAGCAUAAGGGUAAAAAUUUUAAGAGAUUCUGGAAGUUAACUCAGAAACUCAGCCCUAAACCUUCCAUUCCUGUGAGCGUCAAUAGCAUAAGUAACCCAAAGGAUAUUGCGGAUUUGUUUAUGAAUCAUUUUAAGGUGGAUCCAGUACUACAACCCAGUACGCGGUCGGAAUGUGCUAGGAGCACUAAGUCAAGGGUACCAGUACAGUUCUCUACGGACGAAAUAAAGUACGUUAUAAAAUCAAUGACAAGAGGUAAAUCGCCGGGUCACGAUUCACUUAGUGUAGAGCAUUUCCAGUGUGCAGGUCCGCAACUCCUGAGGGUAUUAACUGCAUUAUAUAAUCUGUGUAUACAGCAUUCUUAUCUUCCGAAUGCAUUAAUGAGGACUAUUGUUGUACCCAUAGCAAAGAAUAAGACUGGCGAUCUCUCAAAUAAAGAGAACUAUAGACCCAUAUCGUUGGCUACUAUUGCUGCGAAGGUGCUUGACGGUGUUCUUGAGAGACGAGUAGGCAAAUAUUUUAAUAUACACGAUGCGCAGUUCGGUUUUCAGCCAGGACUGUCGACGGAGACGGCUAUUAUGGCGCUCAAGGACACGGUCAGCAGUGCCAGGAUCGGAUGCUCCAUACAUGGAAACAUGAUUAACAGUAUAAGUUACGCGGACGAUAUGGUGCUGCUGAGUCCAUCGAUUAGUGCACUUCGUCGACUGCUGAAGACGUGUGAAGAAUAUGCGGAGUUUUAUAUUCACAUGGCCUCCGAUACAAUGUUAAAAAGAGCGAGGUCAUGA